AAGCUUUUGCUGGAAAGCUUUUCUACGCACCACCAGGCGUCUCCAUUGAACUCAAGCUAAUCCGUUCCGAAAGCUUUCGCUUUUUAAAUAAAAAAGCACCACCAACGGGGGAAACCACUAGCUGUUUCACUCUCUCAACCAGCAUCAGCAUCGCAUCUCACACUGCACACGCACCGAUAGAAUGUUCUGCGCUCCGGUAAAGCGCAAAACCGGCGGCAGUCCAACACGGCAAACCACGGCGCGGUCGUCGCAGUUCAGUUGAUGAUCUUCCUUUCACCCGUACGGCACUAGAGAGUGUUUUGACAUCUAUCCAUUUACACCGUAUUAACACCGCACACUACGCCAGGCUGAAGGAACAGCCAGCCUCCCUGUCUCAUCCAUUGUUUCUCACCCGUCUCUCCUUCAGCGCUUAGCCCAUUCAAUCACUGCCACGCAGCAACGAUUGUUGUGUUUCCGAUUGCGCUCACGUGUAAUUGUGUUUCUGUGUGUUUGUGUAUUUGUUUUGUCUCCGGUACGACAUCAACGAGAGUUCCACUACAUAGCUACGAGUGGCGUAUUUGUGGGAGUUUGUUUUAUCGUUUCUGAGGGGGGAAUGUAACAUCAAAUGCGGUGAAGAAUUGCGUAUUGGAUGCAACAUAUCUACUACAAACAAGAUUAGAACGGUAGAUGAGGCGCAAAACCGAAACAAAAUAAAACCAUAGUGGAAGGUCAGUGAAUAUGGCAAAGAAAUAGAAAGUGAAGCUCAUGAAUAAAUCGUAGCCUACUGCUCUACUACAACCGACAAAACAGCCGGGAGAGCAACAGCAGACGAGUGUAGCAAAACAGCAAAAACCAACCUCACAUAACCUUUAAUCCUCAGCAAGCGCGACGAACGUGCUCGGAGCAGCAGGCGCACGGUAGAAACAUCAAUUUAUCAACCGAACCCAGUUCGCUUCGUUUACUACGACCGUUCUGCCUGUCAUCGUUAUCAACAAGUUGGAAAGUUGUGUGUGUUUUUUUGCGGGUGGUUCAUCAGUUUACGUUAGAUACUCCUUUCGUCCUGGUGCUGGGGUUACGGUAUGUUAUUGUCGGCUUCUCGCCACAGCUUUCGAUGUGUCUAUUAGUUUGAAUGAUAAACAUCAACACUGGAUUACUGGCCACAAAAAAGUAUGUUGGUGAUAAUUGUGUGAACAUCGUGAGAACAUCGCCACACUUCAACGUAUCUCACAAGUGUUGGAAUUGAUUUUACCACGCUCGGAUUAAACGUGGAAGCGUGAGAUUGGAUAACAUCUUCACAAGCGUGGCUGCCACCAACUGAUUGCCGGCCAAAAGUGUUUCUCGGUGAGUGAAUUUUCGGUCGUCCCAACCGAACCCGGCAUCGAGUAUACUUCCAGCAUUCUUGCCACCCUAGCUAGCGGGCAGCAUCAGCCGCAAAGUGGUAGCAAUUGGACGACAAUUGCAAUUCUGUUUUGACGGCAGGUUGAGACAGUAAAAGCCGAGAUUUGAGUUGUGUGAAGAAAAAGCAAACGACCGAGAGUGCCAUCGACUAUUGGUGCUUGUGAACAGAAUGGUAUCAAUCGGAAAGAAAGUAAAUCGAAGGAGUAAAAUGAAUAAGGUGUGGGUUGCUUUCGCCGUGUUCGGUGCAAUAUCCAUCCUGCCGGCUGCGUCGGGCCGCAUCGUUAAGCGCAGCUACUCCGAUCAAAGUGUGCGAGGCUAUCUGACAGAGCGUACCUGCUGGUGGAAUGAGGUGUGCAAAGAAGAAUUUCAGCAGCUGUUCCGAUGCCGUUGUCCUCAAUGGUCGUACUGCAGAUCACCUGGACGGUACUACAACGCAUACUGCUCAAUGACGAACACGGGCUACAUCUGGACGCAACCUACGUGGGAUUGGGAGACGGCCUAACCUUCAAACUGGACGAGUGUCACUCGGUGUGAAAGCAGUGUCCAUUUCGCGAUGGUGGAACUAUGCACACCGGCCCGGCUUACAUCAUAACGAUGAAGUUUUACAGUAAAAAGUAGAGUAAAAUGCAGAGAGGCAUAUUGUUGUUAAUCCCGGAUUAGGGUUGCGAAUUACGCUAAUUAAUCCGUUCAUUAAAACAUUGCGAACAACGUUACGUUGCGUAAGUUGUUUCUUAGCGGUAAUGCAAUUAGUGGUUGCUCUAUUUAAUAGGGCUGUUUAUUAAUUAUCUCACCACCAUUUUUAAGCAACCAUUUUGUUUGUUUCUUAUUGUUUCCUUUUUUUUAGCAUCUAAAUAAUAUGCUUUAAAAGUUUAUUGUCGUCUUCGUCGCUAAUAAUUGCUUGUGUGGUUUGAGUUCAAAACGCCUAUAAGUAUGCAAUCUUGAUUUAUUUUCACUAUUUUUGAUCAUAUAUUGGAAGCUGGGCGCCUCCAUCGUUAAAACAUGACAAAUAUGAAACUUAUCGACUUUCUUUUUUUUGCAAUAGAUGUGAUUGAUUUCUUACAUCUUGUUUUAUACAAGCGCGAACGUAUCAAACGAUCAUCGAACCCGUUUAAAAAAGUAACAAAAAUCCAAAAUACAACGUCGAACCAAAAGUAUUAUCAAAUGCACUAUAGGAGACCAAAACGUUUUAUAGACUUACAUUAUAUACACAUAAAACAACCAAAGCAAACCAAAAAAUGAAACGAUUGUAAAGGAACAACAAAUCAAACGUUAAAGCGAAUUUCGAUCGCUUAAUUAAAAAGCAAAAACAUGCGUGCAAAAUGUAUUAUAAUAGUAUACAAAAAGAUGUAGUGCAUUUUAUUGCCUCCGUAGUUGGUUGUGUGUAGUGAUAGCCAUUUUUAGAAGGAAAAGAAUCAUUGUAUUCUAUCAGUACAUAGUUGCAGGUGUUUCAUUUAAAACAAACUUUUAGUAUGAAUGAUAGUUCAGUUGGCCAAUGGCCAAGUUUUUUCCUCCUUUUAUGGUUUAGCUAUAGUGAUAGAAGCAUAGUGAUUGCAAAAGUUUUUUUUUGGUUUUUUAGUUUGACUAGAUGCAUUUUUUUUUUGAAAACAAAUCUAAAACUAGAGGGAAAUACAAGCAUGAAAAAAUUUAAGUGGAAAAACAAAAUGAAACAAAAGUUCAUGUUGCUCAAGUGAUUAGUUGUAUAGUGUGUUUUAAUGUUGAACGCCAUUGAAUAAAAAUGCAACUGGAAAGAAAGGAAAAUGUUUUAAAUUUUUUGAGAAAAAUACAAAAAACAAAAAAGUUUUUAUAGGGUUUUCUUUUAAAAUAAUUCCACAAAAUGAGAUUUUAAAAAGAAACAUACAAAGACAAAUCAAAGAGUAACAAUUCAAUUAUGUCACAUUUUAUUUUCAUGUAACUGUAAAGCUCUUUUUCCUCCGAUGCCAAUAACAAGAUUGAAACUUUCCAUUCCAUUUCAUUUCACUCCGUUUUUUUCUGUUCAAUCUCUACACCUUAAUCCUAGCAAAACAUUUAAAACCCCCGGUAGCAACAGCGGUAAGCUUUAUAAUACAAGCAUUUCAUGGCAGCGUGACACUUAGGGGGGUACACCAUGCACGAUAAAAAUAGGUAAACGUAGGGUAAAUUCCAUGCCUUUCGUAGUCCAAGUCCGUAUGGUAACAGCAACAGCAAAAAAAACUUCGUUACAUGCCAAAGACAUACCUCCCCCAAAAGGAAAAACACACCACCGCACUGGUACGGUGUAGAAAAAUUGGCCUCCAUUCCCCCUUUUUUGUCAUCCAUGUCAACAACAGUGACGCAAACCACGUACAGCGGCAGCAGCAGCAACAGCACCACCACACGCUGAAAUCGUAGUCCAGGGUAAUGUGGUUGUUAAAG
Anopheles funestus (African malaria mosquito) is the source of this 3768-nucleotide messenger RNA. RefSeq lists its product as uncharacterized. The coding region runs from base 1547 to 1879 and encodes 110 amino acids. NCBI's taxonomy places the organism in Eukaryota, Metazoa, Arthropoda, Insecta, Diptera, Culicidae. The transcript is spliced from 5 exons. The record is from RefSeq and is a predicted model, not a curated record.